AACCAACAGCUUGGCUUAACUAAGGCACGCAGCGUUGUUCUCCAUUACGAGUCUUUGUUUUAUUGUAGAAGCAGCGUGUGUUGCGAAAUGGCUCUUCGAGUAACAAGAAACCGCUUGGCUUCGACCAGGACUGACCUCGGUGGAAAGGCCUGCUCAGUUACCGGGCCCACAGGGAAGCCUCGGGCGGCGCUUGGUGAAAUCGGAAACAUCGCAGCUAACAAAGAAGCCCAGAAGAAGAAUGUUAAGAUGGAGGCCACUAAGAAGACCAAAGUCACAAAAGUGGAAAAAGCAGCUGUUGAAAAACCAAAAGAUGUUCCUAAACCUGAGGUGAAGGUUCUGCCUGAACCAGCAUCACCCACUCCGAUGGAGACAUCUGGCUGUGAGCCUGCUGACCUCUGUCAAGCGUUUUCAGAUGUUAUACUAAAUACUGCUAUCAGGGAUGUGGAUGCAGGUGACCAUGACAACCCAAUGCUCUGCAGUGAAUAUGUGAAUGACAUCUACAAGUACCUCCGACAGCUUGAGGCUGAGCAGAGUGUUAGAUCCAGUUAUCUGCAGGGCCAGGAGGUGACGGGUAACAUGCGAGCCAUUCUCAUUGACUGGCUAGUGCAAGUGAGCCUGAAGUUCCGUCUGCUGCAGGAGACCAUGUACAUGACUGUUGGAAUCAUUGACCGCUUUCUUCAGGACCACCCAGUCCCCAAGAAGCAGCUGCAGUUAGUCGGUGUUACAGCCAUGUUCCUUGCAUCCAAAUAUGAAGAGAUGUAUCCCCCAGAGAUCUCGGACUUUGCAUAUGUGACAGACAAGGCUUACACCACUGCCCAGAUCAGAGACAUGGAGAUGACAAUCUUGCGGAUGCUUAAGUUCCAGCUAGGCCGCCCUCUUCCCCUGCAGUUCCUUAGAAGGGCCUCAAAGGUUGCUGAGGUAACUGCUGAGCAGCACACCCUGGCAAAGUACCUCCUGGAGCUCACCAUGGUUGAUUAUGAAAUGGUUCAUUUCCCACCUUCCAUGUUGGCAAGUGCUGCGUUGGCUCUCACCCUCAAGAUCUUGGAUGCUGGAGAAUGGGAUGCGACACUGCUGCACUACAUGGACUACACUGCAGAGAGUUUGAUUCCUGCGAUGGCACAUAUUGCCAAGAAUGUUGUCAAAGUGAAUGAUGGACUGACCAAGCACCUGGCCAUCAAAGGUAAAUACUCUACUUCAAAGCAGAUGAGGAUUGCCACCAUCCCACAGCUGAAGUCUUUACUGGUGAAGGACCUAGCAAAGCAGCUCGCCCAGUGAGAGGACUUGGUUUAUGGCACCAUGUGCUGACUUGUACAGAUGUAAUUUAAGAUCUUUACAUGGCUGAGGGAUCAGCACACGUAGGGCUGUGACAUUGGUUUGUAUGAUUAGCCAGCUGAGAUUGUAUACUUAACUGACAUUUCCCAAAGCAUGCUGCAAGGUUUAGUUUUCUGAAAGCAUGCCCGACAAACUGGCAGUUCACUCUUUAUCAGUGUAUUAAAAUUGACUUGCUCUUAGUAAACUGAACACAUCACACUAGCUACUUAACAUGAGAUUCAGUCAGCCACUAAUAA
Monopterus albus (swamp eel) is the source of this 1568-nucleotide messenger RNA. RefSeq names its product cyclin B1 (gene ccnb1). The coding region runs from base 88 to 1275 and encodes 395 amino acids. Gene Ontology annotation, molecular function: cyclin-dependent protein serine/threonine kinase regulator activity. Gene Ontology annotation, biological process: mitotic cell cycle phase transition. The transcript is spliced from 9 exons. The record is from RefSeq and is a predicted model, not a curated record. NCBI's taxonomy places the organism in Eukaryota, Metazoa, Chordata, Actinopteri, Synbranchiformes, Synbranchidae.